This is a messenger RNA of Striga asiatica, 705 nucleotides long. Lineage: Eukaryota; Viridiplantae; Streptophyta; Magnoliopsida; Lamiales; Orobanchaceae. The record is from the annotation of a GenBank genome assembly.
AUGCCGGAUUUGGCUAAGGCGAUGGAGAGGUCGAAGAAGGGGAUGAGGUGGCCGAACGCCAGCCAUGGGAGCAUCACGACCCGCACCACAUCAAAACAAAUCAUCCUCAUCCUCACUGCUAAACGACUCCAUCACCUCAUCAUCCUCAUCGUCCUCAUCACCCUCGGACACAAUCUCCAAAAUCCCAUCAUCCAAGUCCACGUCAUCAACCAAGAAAUCAACAUCUUCCUCGCCAUCAGCAAACUCACUCGCAAUAUCAUCAUCAUCGCUCAAAUCGUCCCCAUCCAUCUCCUCUUCCAAAAUUUCAUCUCCAUCCUCGUCAUCAUCAUCAUCCUCCUCGUCACCCUCCUCCUCAUCAUCUUCCUCGCUCUCUGCGUCAUCUUGGUCCGAAUCAUCAUCGGUCGGCUUCCUCCGGCCAAUCUCAUAAACCCGAGCGGAAGAGUACAUCUCAUCCUGAUCGUCCAUGGUGACGAGUCCCACAAAGGAGUCGGUGGGCUCGGUGGCAAAAUCGAGCACACAGCGGUCAACUGGGAUGGUGGCGAUGUCGGAAUAGUUGACCGAGUCAACCGUGCGGAAGGCAGAAAAGAGAGGGUGCUUCACACGCCGGCCGUUGAAGGCCGAGGUCACGUCCUCAAGGUUCCGCCUCAGGAUGGCGUAGAUAACGUCUCCCCCAGCAUUGAACGUGAUGGUAGUCUGGUCCAGUGA